CGGCAUUCUUGCCAGGUCGGAAAGCUGCCUCGGCUGAAUUCCUUAGUACUAUGUAAGUAGCCGGGGAUCAAAUGCGGCAGAUUGAGGGAAAGCUUCUUUAUUACAUAUGUAGGUACCUGGAACUGGAUACUGGACUGGAAACUGCCACUGCUCAUUGGAACUUCAUCUUCAUCUCCCCCAGAUUUCAUAUUCAUAUUUCCAACAUUACUUAAUACUUUAAAAUAAUACUUGACAAAAACAAAACAAUACAAUACACAGAAAUGCCAAUCGUGUAACAAAACCCCAUUCUGCCUGCUGCUGAACUUGAUCAAUCCAAAAAUCACUUCUUUCUUUUAUUAUUCCUCCCUUAUCUCCCUAUCCCCUUCACAACCUUAACACAUUCGGCGCGAUGGCAGGUGAAUUGCGUUUUGAUGACCAAGUCGUCGUCGUUACCGGCGCUGGUGGUGGACUUGGUAAGGCAUACGCAACCUUCUUUGCCUCUAGAGGAGCCAAAGUUGUUGUCAACGAUCUCGGUGGUUCUUUCAAGGGCGAGGGAAAGUCAUCAAAGGCUGCCGAUGUAGUCGUCGAUGAAAUCAAAGCCGCCGGUGGCCAAGCUGUGGCCAACUACGACAGCGUCGAAGAGGGUGAGAAAAUCAUCGACACGGCCAUCAAGGCAUUCGGCCGCAUCGAUGUCCUGCUCAACAAUGCCGGUAUCCUAAGAGAUAUCAGCUUCAAGAACAUGUCGGACCAAGAUUGGGACUUGGUCAUGAAGGUGCACGUCCGGGGAUCCUACAAGUGUGCCCGUGCAGCUUGGCCGCACUUCCGUAAACAGAAGUAUGGUCGUGUAAUCAACACCGCCUCCGCCGCCGGCUUGUUUGGCAGCUUCGGCCAAGCCAAUUAUUCGGCGGCUAAGCUGGGCAUGGUUGGUUUCACCGAGACGCUCGCUAAGGAGGGUGCCAAAUACAACAUCAUCUCAAACGUCAUCGCCCCUAUCGCAGCGAGCCGCAUGACCGAGACUAUCAUGCCUCCGGAUGUCCUGGAGAACCUGAAGCCCGAUUGGGUCGUUCCCCUAGUUGCCGUCCUGGUACACAAGAGCAAUACCCAUGAGAACGGCAGUAUUUUUGAGGUCGGCGGUGGUCAUGUCGCUAAGCUAAGGUGGGAACGAUCCAGCGGUCUCCUUCUCAAGGCCGACGAGACGUAUACGCCUGAUGCUGUUCUCAAGAAGUGGGACCAGGUUGUCGAUUUCUCAAAGCCCCAAUACCCGUCUGGUGCCAAUGACUUUAUGACUCUUCUCGAGGAAUCAAUGAAGAUGGGCCCGAGCGAGCAGGGAGAGAAGCUGGACUUUACCGGCCGUGUAGCCCUUGUCACGGGUGGUGGUGCUGGUAUCGGACGCGCCUACUGUCUCGCGUUUGCCAAGCACGGUGCCUCUGUCGUGGUGAAUGAUCUAGCAGACCCUGAUACCGUUGUGAACGAGAUCAAGCAGCUGGGCGGUAAAGCCGCUGGUAUCAAGGCUUCUUCUGAGGAAGGUGAUAAGGUCGUAAAGGCAGCCAUCGAUGCUUUUGGCCGAAUCGAUAUUAUCAUCAACAAUGCUGGCAUUUUACGAGACAAGGCAUUCACCAACAUGGAUGACAGCCUUUGGGACCCUGUUCUCAAUGUUCAUCUCCGAAGCACAUAUAAGAUCACCAAGGCUGCUUGGCCAUACUUCUUAAAGCAAAAGUAUGGACGUAUCGUUAACACUACCUCUACCAGCGGUAUCUAUGGUAACUUUGGACAGGCCAACUACGCAACAGCGAAAGCUGGAAUUCUUGGAUUUUCUCGUACGAUUGCGCUUGAAGGUGCCAAGUACAACAUUUACUGCAACACCAUUGCUCCUAACGCCGGAACGGCCAUGACGCGCACCAUAUUGCCCGAGGAGCUAGUCCAAGCUUUCAAGCCUGACUAUAUCGCACCUCUUGUCCUUGCCCUCUGCAGCGACAAGGUCCCCAACAACCCUACAGGCUAUCUUUACGAAGUAGGCAGUGGUUGGUGUGGCCGAACGAGGUGGCAGCGAACGGGAGGUGUCGGUUUCCCGGUAGACGUGAAAUUGGUUCCUGAAGAGGUCGCCAAGAACUGGGCCAAGAUCGUCGACUUUGACGAUGGCCGAGCGGAUCACCCCGAAAAGGCCUCAGACGGAGUCGCCAAGGUCAUGGCCAACAUGCAGAACAAGCGAGCGGCAUCCAAGAAAUCUACCGCAGCCAACCAAUAUCUUGAGGCCCAAGAGAAAGCUCUCAGUGCCAAAUCCCUGGUGACGGAUUUUACCUACGCGGACCGUGACAGCAUGCUUUAUAACCUGGGCAUUGGCGCCAAAAAGACAGAGCUGCCGUACGUGUUCGAAGGUCACGGAGACUUCCAGGUGCUACCGACGUUCGGUGUGAUCCCCCAGUUUGACGCCAACAUGCCAUUCACCUUCGACGAAGUGGUGCCCAACUUCUCGCCCAUGAUGCUUCUCCAUGGCGAGCAGUUCCUCGAAAUCAAGAAGUACCCAAUCCCGACGGCGGCCAAGACGAAGAACCACGCCAAGCUGAUCGAGGUCGUGGAUAAGGGCAACGCAGCCAUUCUCAAGAGCGGUGUCACGACUGUCAACGCCGAGACGGGUGAGGAGCUUUUCUAUAAUGAGGCUACCGUCUUCCUGAGGGGCUGCGGCGGCUUCGACGGCCAGAAGAAGCCUUCCAACCGGGGUCCUGCCACCGCUGUGAACCAGCCACCUAAGAGACAUCCGGAUGUUGUGGUUGAGACCAAGACAACGGAAGAGCAGGCUGCUAUUUACAGAUUGAGCGGUGAUUACAACCCCUUACAUAUCGACCCCAGCUUCGCCAAGAUGGGCGGAUUCAAGGUACCAAUUCUACACGGGCUGUGCUCCAUGGGUGUCGCAGGCAAGGCCGUGUACGAGAAGUUCGGCCCGUUCAAGAACAUCAAGGUCCGCUUCGCCGGCACCGUCGUCCCCGGCCAGACCCUCGUGACGGAGAUGUGGAAGGAAGGACCCGGCAAGGUCGUCUUCCAGACUAAGGUCAAGGAGACGGGCAAACUAGCCAUCUCCGGUGCCGCGGCGGAACUUGUGGAUGGGGGUAAGCCUGGCGGGAAGUUGUAAAGUGUAUCAAGGAGCAUAGCAUUGACGAGAUUAUAAGGGGGCAGGGGGGUUAGGUGUGCAUAUGAUAUGACAUGAUAUAAGAAAGAGAGAGAGAGGGUGAUUUACUACUUAUAUCUACUAUACGUUUCGGAAAAGGGGAAGAGGGUUGGCUUUAUUUAUUUAUUAUUAGUACUACUAUUAGCUUGUAAGAGGAGGAUAUGAAUGAAAGGAAGGAAGAUAGGAAGGUUGCCAGAAUAUUUUUACCUAGGUACUUGAAAUAAAAAUUUGGGCGUGGCGUCUUUUUGCUGUUA
This is a messenger RNA of Hypoxylon fragiforme, 3396 nucleotides long. Its product is annotated as NAD(P)-binding protein. Lineage: Eukaryota; Fungi; Ascomycota; Sordariomycetes; Xylariales; Hypoxylaceae. The record is from RefSeq and is a predicted model, not a curated record. The coding region runs from base 389 to 3106 and encodes 905 amino acids. The transcript has 5 exons. Gene Ontology annotation, molecular function: oxidoreductase activity.